This is a messenger RNA of Phytophthora infestans T30-4, 3807 nucleotides long. RefSeq names its product serine/threonine protein kinase. The transcript has 11 exons. Lineage: Eukaryota; Oomycota; Peronosporomycetes; Peronosporales; Peronosporaceae. Gene Ontology annotation, biological process: phragmoplast assembly; cytokinesis by cell plate formation; protein phosphorylation. Gene Ontology annotation, molecular function: ATP binding; protein kinase activity; microtubule binding. Bases 1 to 3807 code for a protein of 1268 amino acids. The record is from RefSeq and is a predicted model, not a curated record.
AUGGAGAACUACAACAUCUACGACGAGAUCGGACUUGGCACGAACUCGUUUGUGUACAAGGCGCGGCGAAAGCGCAGUAUUGAGUACGUGGCCGUCAAGUCUACAGCCAAAAGCCGCAUGGACAAGAUCCUAAACGAGGUGCCGUUCCUGCACAAGCUCGAGAGUCCCUAUGUACUCAAGUUCUUCGACUGGUACGAGUCCUCCAACCACAUCUGGCUCAUCCUUGAGUACUGUAUGGGCGGCGAUUUGCUCAACCUCAUCACACAGGACAAACACCUCCCCGAGUCUGCAGUGCAGUCGUUUGGGCUCGAACUUGUCGCCGGACUGCAUUAUUUGCACUCCAACAGCAUUUUAUACUGCGACCUGAAGCCUGCAAACAUCCUCAUCGACGAAUUUGGGUCGCUCAAGCUGUCGGAUUUUGGUCUGGCACGUCGCAUUCCUGGGAGCGACGCAACACCCGCACGGCCACUGGCUCCAGGAUCGCCACAUUAUAUGGCGCCUGAAUUGUUCCAGCAGCCUGCAGUGCAUAGCUUUGCGUCGGACUUUUGGGCAUUGGGCUGUGUACUGUACGAACUGAGAACUGGCCACCAGCCAUUUACACAUACUAACUUCUCAGAGCUAGCACGAAUGAUUCAAUCGGAAGUCGUGGAGCUCCCAGUCCUUGGAUGUGUAAUGUCGCCUGCAUUUUGUGACCUAGUAAAGCGGUUGCUAGUUAAAGAUCCUUAUCGGCGGAUCACCUGGGAUGAGCUGGUGGACCAUCCGUUUUGGGGCAGUCUGCCUCGCAUCGACAAAGUGGCAAUGCCUCCACAGGAGAUAUUCGACAGGAAUGCGCCAGUGUCGCUGAGGUACGUCCCUUAUUCGAGGUGUAACUGUACAAACUGGUCGUCACUUUUGAAGCUUGUUUUGUACAGUGAACAGGCUGCCAGCAAUGAAGCUCCAAAAGAUCCUGAAGACAAUUCUGGAGACAUUAAGUCCAACUUCAACAAUGACGAACACCAAGAAAAUGGGGAUAACGAUGAUAAUAAUGUGGCUCAUAAGGAUCAGCAGCCACUUGGAAAUGGACUCGAAGCAGCAAGAGCAGAAAAUAGCUGUGGUGACGAAGGUAACUUUUCGGAUUCUGGAGAUUCAGAGACGGACGAGGCAAUUAACGGAGCUACCACGGACCACGGCGAGCUACGACCUGUCAGCGCGCCGAAUUCUCGAAAACUCACUCUACCAGACAGCAACGAAGAUUUGAACGAUGACCAAAAUGGUAUUUUGAACGAAGUCAGUCAACUGGUUGCCAUCCGACAGCACUGGAGAGCUGCUCGUGCGCCUCAUUCUGCACCUCCUGCUAUCCGGAAUGUCCCAAACAAGCGAAUGUCAAUAAACAACCUGUUCGAUCGAAGUGGCGUACCAGGUAGUGGACUUCGCAAGGUUUCCAAGCUUGUGUUUACAGCUGCAGACUGCCGUGUGAAGUCUAUCAUAGGGAACAAAGACAUAAAGAUCGAAGACUUACCGCACGUUCGUGAAGAUCUUCUCCGCUUCGCCCUUACAACGCCGGACGAUCUGCUAUCGUGCCCAGCAGAGGGUUUGGAGGGCCAGCUGAAAGAAAUCUACAUCAGUCUGAAGUCUUCUCACGCCGACGAUGAGGCGAGACUUAGUGUCAUGGCGUAUUUAUUCUCUCUAAGCUGCCACGCCCGACUGGCUCACGUGAUCGUGAACAGCUCUAUUCUCAAGCUUCUGAUUCGAAUGCUGUCCCAUGAAGCCCGGCUGUCGACUCCGAACAAGACAUUCAUAUCGAUGUCGUGUCUUGUGCUGGGCGUUCUUUUCCGCUUUGCAACGUUUAUUGCGCCGUCGUCGCCCGAUCAAUUACAGCUACUUGUCAAGUCGCUUCUGGAACCUCGCCCGCUAGCACUCGCGUGUCUUGGAGAAUUACUUUUCUACAUAUCAACUCAGCACGAGUGGGAAUUACCCAUGGAAGGCGUGGAAACCGUACUGGGGUGCAUUGGGGAUGCUGACUUGACACUCCGCUUUUACGCGGUGCGGACGCUGGGUAACAUGCUGAUACAGUGCACAGAUUCUCUGCUAUCUCGGCUGAUAAGCGAGAAAAUUGUGCUGACUUUAAUGCCGCUUGCCCACGUUUUGAGGCACCUUCGUGUUCCGUCUUCGGCUGCAAGCCUCUCGUCAAGAUUACAGCGAUCGAUCAUGCUGUUUUUCGCCAAACCGGAUAUCCUCAAUGCGGUGUGGCGAGGCGUGGAGCGGGUGCAAGCUUCUGCUGAACUAGCGAUCGCUUCGUUGAACAUUAUUAACGCUUUCUUGGAUAUGAAGCUCGGCACGGAAAGAGAAGCGGAAGCUGCUGCGAUCAGAUCCAGUCGAACGUUGCUCCUGGAACGUGUGAUAGCGUUUCCAAUCAUUUGCUUGAUAAUGAUCCACUUGGGUGUGCAGUUGAAUCGGAGCUUUUUGCUCGCGUUUGUCCAGUAUAACUCGCUAGAUAUCGUGGAGAAAGUGAUUGGUCCGAUCGCAGAGCAGCUCGGUGAGGACGAAGCCGGUCCUGGCUCGGUUUCGCCGGAAAAGAAGCUCUCGGCGUUUGAGCUGUAUCUCGCGCAGUGUGCCUUGAACGUGUGCAAGCUGUCGAUUCGAAUGGCUCUGAAACUUGGAGCUAUUUGCUUCUCCUCGUACGAGAAUGGCGACGAGGAAGUAGCAAGUAGCAACAAUGAAGAGCAUCGAUCCCCUAGGAUAUCUCCAAUCCCGUUCCAGCUUUUUGACGGACUGCUGCAGAACCCAAACUGUCGACAGCAGCUGUUAAACUAUUUCGUGGCAAACGACAGCAAGCAGUUUACGUUCUUCCUGCGGCUGAUGACCAAGUUACUGACGUCGUUUCAUGACGAGGCUUUGGUCGUACCAGGAGACACUGAGAAGACGACGACUAUAGCGCGAUAUGUGUCUGAUAUUUUGCUGGCAUUGUUUGGGUUUGCAGGCAAGGAGAGCAAUGACAUCGUCUUGGUGGAGAAGCAAAUGCUGUUCACUCAUUUGCUGCCUGCAAUAGUGAAGCAUGUUAGUGGAGAAUCGGGGGAUGUCGCGGUGAAUUGCCUUCGCAUUCUUCACGCUGUGUUGCUGGAUUUCGAUUAUGACGAUGACAGUGGCGACUACGAGUUUUACGAUCCUUUCGUUCGAUCGAUACUUCUUCCUUACUUGAACACAUUGUUCAGGAGUCCGAUGGCUUUGAUCGAAAACACUUGGAGCUUGUCGAGUGAACUUCUGUUUGGGUUACUGUCCAGCGACUCGUCUCUUCUUGCGGAGGCAGAAGAUUUGAAGCUGGUUCCCACUAUUACGAGCUUGUUGCAAGUACCAGUCGAGUUCCAGUCUCUGCCUUCGCAUGCUACGCAACUCGUUCAACUGCUUGUGGAUUCUCCUGAUGUACACUCGGAGUUACUGUACCAGUCAGGCAUUGCGAGGAGUGUUGCUGCUGGCUUGACAUUCUCUUGGAAACGCAAAGUGGUGGAUGGAAAUCUGCUGGACCUGUUUCUAAUUCUGCUGAACUUGCUCCAUCAGCAAUUCGAAGCGAUGCGGCUACCAGGAUUAACGUCAACUCCAACGGGUUUUGAUGAGUUGGUGAAUUGUGGACCGUUGCUGCUUCAGUUCUGCGCUUGGAGCAGCGUUGGUCAAAAGAUAAACGGAGAGUCCGAAUACGUACCACCAGAGAACGAUCCUGAUGAAAAGAGUCGAACGAGUAUUGAACUCGUGGAUUUAGCCUCACAGUGCCUCGUCUUCCUGUCUCAGGUGAGUGUUGAAGUGCCGAUAUUGCGAACGUACCUGGCAGUCUAA